Messenger RNA from Mus musculus (house mouse), 1500 nucleotides. RefSeq names its product pre B cell leukemia homeobox 4 (gene Pbx4). Gene Ontology annotation, biological process: regulation of DNA-templated transcription. Lineage: Eukaryota; Metazoa; Chordata; Mammalia; Rodentia; Muridae. The coding region runs from base 228 to 1295 and encodes 355 amino acids. The transcript is spliced from 8 exons. Gene Ontology annotation, cellular component: nucleus. The record is from RefSeq and is a predicted model, not a curated record. Gene Ontology annotation, molecular function: DNA binding; DNA-binding transcription factor activity.
AAUUCCUGUUUCCUAGACAACCCUCAACCCUCAGCAGCCGUUGAGAAGCUGUUUGGGGCGCAUCGCGAAGGAGAGGGUGAUGCACGGCGAAGAUAGAUGAAAAGGGCGUUUUAUUGGCUAGUGGACUUGAAGGAGGCGUGGUCCCUGGGUCUGCGGCGGUUGGCUGCUGCGCAAGCGCGAGAGCCCGGCGGGACCUGUCCCUCUGCGCUCGCUCGGGACUGUAGCCCAUGGCCGCCCCUCUGCGUCCCGUGCCGCCACAGCCCGCCCCGCGCCGCCUGCCGACCACAGCUCCACUAGGCCAUGACACGAGCGACGUCCUGCAGCAGAUCAUGGCCAUCACCGACCAGAGCCUGGACGAGGCUCAGGCCAGAAAGCAUGCCCUGAACUGCCAUCGGAUGAAGUCUGCUCUCUUCAGUGUGCUCUGCGAGAUCAAGGGGAAGACUGCCGUGAGCAUCCAGUUUCAGGAAGAGGACCCUCCCGAUGCCCAGCUGCUGAGGUUGGAUAACAUGCUGCUGGCUGAGGGUGUGUCCAGGCCAGAGAAGAGAGGCCGAGGAGCAGCAGCAGGCAGCACAGCAACACCAGGUGGCUGUCCAAAUGACAAUAGCAUUGAGCACUCAGACUACAGGGCCAAGCUGUCCCAGAUCCGACAGAUUUACCACUCUGAGCUAGAGAAGUAUGAACAGGCCUGUCGUGAGUUCACCACACAUGUCACCAACCUUCUCCGGGAACAGAGUAGGGUGAGGCCUGUGUCUUGCAGGGAGAUGGAACACAUGGUGAACACCAUCCAGAGCAAGUUCAGUGCCAUCCAGAGGCAGCUGAAGCAGAGCACGUGUGAGGCUGUGAUGACUCUACGCUCACGGUUCCUGGAUGCCAGCAACCCUUACCCCAGUGAAGAGACCAAAGAAGAGCUGGCCAGGAAGGGUGGCAUCACAGUGUCCCAGGUCUCUAACUGGUUUGGCAACAAAAGAAUCCGGUACAAAAAGAAUACAGGGAAGUUUCAGGAAGAAGCCACCAUGUACACAGGGAAAGCAUCCACAGUCACCAAGGCCCGGCGUCCCAGGGGUCAGAGCAGCUGCCAGUCCACACCCAGCCCAGGUCCCUGUGGCCCCUUGCCACUGACCAAUGGAAGUGACGUGGUUCUCACUCUGCGGACCCUGGCCUUCCUCCAGCCCCCCACUGGGGGAGUCUGCCUACAGCCCCUGGUCCAUAGUAACUGGCAGAGGGCCGCCCCACAGCCAGCCUCAUCACCUGCGGGAGAGUCUGGCAGCUUCAAUUGGGAUGCUGCAUCUAAUUAAGUUUCUGGCACCUGGCUGAGUGCCAUAGGUGACUGGCCCUGUGUCCUGCUGAUGACCUCAGAAGUCCUGGCUGCGGCUUUGCCCUUUUUCAGGCCACUUGCCUCCCCACCUUGGUGUGAUUUUUUUUUUUAAAGAAACAUCAGUUAAGUGACUGACAGUGGACUGUUCAUUCUGAGCACCCGAUUAAAGUUUUGACCUGUUUGCA